Aplysia californica (California sea hare) is the source of this 1961-nucleotide messenger RNA. RefSeq lists its product as uncharacterized. The record is from RefSeq and is a predicted model, not a curated record. NCBI's taxonomy places the organism in Eukaryota, Metazoa, Mollusca, Gastropoda, Aplysiida, Aplysiidae.
UAUAACGUUGAAACUAUCACCUGCCUCUCUGUACGUUAAUUCGCUUUAUCUCCGUUUCGUUAUCUGGUCUGACCAUACGAACUUGUCUCGUUGACUCUCGUUCAUGAUAUCACAAUUUCACAGUCCACCAACUCUAAUUGGGGCAAAGAUUACCCGCUUUGUGCCCUCAGGUAAACUCAUCAGCGCGCCAAUAACUCAGAUCUGCAAUCAUCCUCAGCGAUGCAACAGCAGGAUUCCUUCCAGAACCCCGCCACCACAGACUCAAGAAAUCGUUUCGGAAGUGACUUUUUCCGAUAGCAGAGGAACUAUUAUUGACAAUGCCAUAAGUUGGUGAAUUCCACGCAGUUCUUGGAUUUCCCCGGAGGAGUUACGGAGAAGUGUGACAAAAUUCUACGACGGAGUGGCCCAUUCCGGGGGGCUAGACUGUGUGUGUGUGUGUGGUAUUUGAGUCACCUCAACCGACUGAGAGCCGUCGUAGACCUAUAGUCUUUCGCUGUAGGAAGUGAUACCUAAUUUGAAACGAGCUUUCGGUACAUUUGGGAAGAUCUUAAGAAGGAAUCAGGACCACCAUCAUGCCCAAAGGCUUCCGCGCCCGCCUGGAGCCAGCCUCUCACCGCGUGGUGGCGCUGGAGACACGUCGGCCACUGUUCUGCCUGGCGUUGUCCGGCACGGUCACCAUCAUCCUGGCCACAGUGUUCGCGGUGAGCGCCUGGAACCUGCGGCAGCACAAGUUCAACCAGAACAUGCUGGACUUCCACAACGGUGACGAGGUGGCGGCCAGUGUCGUCUGCAACGACUUCUCCUCCGUCUUUUGUGAUGCUUUUGAGAUCUCCCUGUGGGAGAGAGCCAGCGUGUACCUGCUGCCCGACACGGCACAAGUGAACACCAGCGACAAAGUCAGCCUGCCAUUCACCAUGAACCAGAUCCCCACCCGGUUCGAGAACUUCCGGGCCUUCUACCUUCUGGAAGGUUCCUCUAUCGUCCUGGACGCCUGCAGACAGAACGGGUCGCGUCCCGUGAAGGCAGACAUCUGUGUUCUGAAAGGGAGAGACGGGUUCCGAAGAUACCACGACGCGCGUGACACUCACGUGUGCCUGGUGCACCAGUCUGUGCCUGUGGACGCCCGCUGUGAGCCGGGAGACGACACGGGAGGGCCGGUCCAUCUGCAGGUCAACGUCUCCUCCAGCGACACCUACUUCCUGGUGGUCAAGUUUGGGCGACAACAACCGUUUGCUCUGUCGUCAGGGAGAGACGGGUUCCGAAGAUACCACGACGCGCGUGACACUCACGUGUGCCUGGUGCACCAGUCUGUGCCUGUGGACGCCCGCUGUGAGCCGGGAGACGACACGGGAGGGCCGGUCCAUCUGCAGGUCAACGUCUCCUCCAGCGACACCUACUUCCUGGUGGUCAAGUUUGGGCGAAUGAGAUUUUCCCGCGGAAGACGUCCUUCAGAGCUCGGCGUCCUGAUCAACGGCACGCUCACGCGCACGCGCUACGACAUCUCACAUGCUGAGCGGAUGUGCGAUGCGCGGGAGAAGAAAGACUGCAGUUUUCCACUCCCAUGGGCUUCCCACAAAGAUAUCGUCAUGCAGUUCGGCGCACUACGCGGAGACAACGUAAAAACAUCGUUCGUGUCCAAGUGCCAUCUCCGACUUCCGUUCUGGAUCGGUUUGUUCGGAGGUGUACCUCUGGUAGUCAGCGCUGCGGCUUCGGUGUUUUUGGGACUUCUUUUUUGCCGGAAGAGGCGUAGGAAUAUGGCCAGUGCGCGACGGGUAGCGCGGAAGAAGGCGAACAAGCCGGGCGAAAGAAGUGCGUUGGUACACAACGAAGUUAUCGCAGAGGACGGGGGAACAAUGGCUAUUCAGGACGACUAAUUGAUUGUCCGGCUGAUGUAAAUUAUUAAACUUGACCUUGCCCUGCUCUCUCACACACAUGCUCAGAUGCAAGAAAAGACCAAGGAA